Messenger RNA from Parnassius mnemosyne (clouded apollo), 480 nucleotides. Lineage: Eukaryota; Metazoa; Arthropoda; Insecta; Lepidoptera; Papilionidae. The record is from the annotation of a GenBank genome assembly.
AUGUCCAUUGCCCCUCACGACUUUAUCGUUGAAGUUAAUAAUUAUGAUAGUGAUGCAGUGGAUCCAGUGGCUGUGGCUACAACAUCAAAAGAAGUUGCUGACCCUAAGCCUCGCCUUAAUUUUGAAAAAACAGACACAGCUAUAGUUAAAAAUGUAGAAAAUCCAGAACCCAAUGUUGUAUAUGUGCAAGAGAUAGAUCCAACUACAGAUACAGAAGAAAGUGCCAAAAUGGUGAAAAUAACCAACAAUAAAGAUAUUAUUACUAGGGGUAUAACAAAAAUUAAAAACAGGAAACUUAGCUUGCAAAAUAGAAGAGAAGAUGUACACCAAACAAUUGUAAAAAGUAACACAGAUUUUAAAAAAAGACAACUGGAAAUGAUGGAAGAGGAACAUAAAUACAAUAUUAAAAUAGCUAACCUAAAAAUUAGAAAAUUAGAGUUACAAAUAUCUUUAUUAGAAAGUCAGAAAAACAAAAGUUAA